Molecule: messenger RNA, 903 nt
Organism: Artibeus jamaicensis (Jamaican fruit-eating bat)
Lineage: Eukaryota; Metazoa; Chordata; Mammalia; Chiroptera; Phyllostomidae
Gene: THAP8
Product: THAP domain containing 8
Source: RefSeq, a predicted model, not a curated record
AUGGUCGCACAGGCGCCAGACUACCGUUUCACUCUUCAACCGCCUCAACCGCCACUACCCGGGCUUCCGAAUUGCUCCAACACAGCCGGCCUACUGCGAGCCGAAAACCGCUCUGUGAGGUUCUACAACAACAACAAUAACUUACUGUAUGCCAGGCACUUUUCCAAGUGUUUCACAUAUAUAAUGAGAAUGACAAUUAUACCUAGCAGCCAGUGCAUGGGUCGUCAGCACCUGUGCAGUAAGCACUUCACACCUUCCUGCUUCCAGUGGCACUGGGGCGUGUGCUACCUGCAGCCAGAUUCUGUACCCUCCAUAUUCUCUGGACGUACCCCACUCCCCCCAUGCCUUGUCUCCCAAAGCAACCAGAAGCCAGUUGUACCUCCACAGGAGUCCACAUCCCUGUGUCCUGGCCCAGACAUCCUAGCUUGUAGCUGUGAACACCUGGUGGUGCUGGGGCCAGCAUCAGGGGACUCUGAGGAUGCAGCUACCCUGUUCCUGACACCCCCUCCACAGAGUGUUUUGCUGGCUCCCACAGGGCUUCACCCUGGAGUCCCCUCCCAAUACCUGCAGGCUGAGCUGGGCUACGCACUGGGAGCACUGCUUCAGAAGGUGCAGAGGCUGCAGCAGUGCCAAGAACAGCUCCAGGAAUCCCAGGCCUUCACCAUCAUCUGCGGAGAGCCCGACAUAACUGUGGCCUUUGCCCAAGGUCCUGUACUUCCCAUAUUACAUGUCAAGCCUGAGCUCCUAGACUCUCAGACCCCCAGUGCUAGGGACCAGGAAAGAUGUUACUGGACAGAUGACAGAAGACAGAGGAAGAGACUUGGUCCAUCCCCCUUACCCAUCCUUGGACGUAGCAAUGCCUCUCUCAAGGGCCCAGCUCCCACUCUCCUAGGGUCCCCUUAA